Molecule: messenger RNA, 5746 nt
Organism: Scleropages formosus (Asian bonytongue)
Lineage: Eukaryota; Metazoa; Chordata; Actinopteri; Osteoglossiformes; Osteoglossidae
Product: FYVE and coiled-coil domain-containing protein 1-like
Exons: 18
Coding region: 104-4405 (1433 amino acids)
Biological process (GO): positive regulation of autophagosome maturation; plus-end-directed vesicle transport along microtubule
Cellular component (GO): lysosome; late endosome; autophagosome
Molecular function (GO): metal ion binding
Source: RefSeq, a predicted model, not a curated record
CGCCUCUCCAGUUCUCGUGCUUGUUAAUUUACUCAACUUCGGGAGAACUGCUGCCCUAAGCUAAACAGUCUGCUGCCCUGCUCCUGAGCACCUGAGCAGCACCAUGGCUGCCACCUCGGUAGGGGAGAGCCAGCUGCACAGGAUCAUCCGAGAUCUACAUGAGGCUGUGGCUGAGCUGAGCAGGGAGUACAAGGAUAUUGGGGAUCCCAUCACAGAUGACAGCCCUUCCCUCCACAAGUUCUCCUACAAGCUAGAGUACCUGCUGCAGUUUGACCAGAAGGAGAAAAAAACAUUGCUGGGUACGAGGAAAGACUACUGGGAUUACUUCUGCGACUGCCUGGCUAAGAUAAAGGGUGCUAAUGAUGGGAUUCGCUACGUCAAGUCCAUCCCUGUGCUGAAGACCUCUCUGGGGAAAGGUCGAGCCUUCAUCCGCUAUUCCCUGGUGCACCAGCGGUUGGCUGACACACUGCAGCAGUGUCUGAUGAACGAGAGGGUCACCAGUGAGUGGUACUAUGCUCGCAGUCCCUUCCUGAAGUCCCACCUGAAUGUAGACAUCAUUAGUCACUUGUAUGAGCUGAAUGAGGUCCAAUUUGAUGUGGCUUCCAUGGGCUAUGACCUGGACUCAGCCUGGCCCACAUUUGCCAGGAGGUCACUGGGAUCACCAGCCCACCUGUGGAAACCUCCGAGCCGCUACUCCAGCGUCAGCAGCCUGGUGAGCAGCUACUCACAGCAGGCCCCUGACUUCCUGUGCAGCCCUGACCAGGGCCCCAGCCUGUUGAGCAACAUCGGCGAGACGGCCUCCUGCUGGGUAGUGGACGACCUGCGCAUGGAGCUUGACCAGUCUGAGCUGAAGCGGCAGGAGCUCUUGGAGCAGGUGCGACAGCUACAAGAGGAAUCUGCAGGCCUGCGAGCCCUUGUUCGAGACCUAGAAGGCCAGCUGCAGGGGCACCUGAAACAAAGCCUGUGCCGAUCUCAUCAGGAGACCUUGGAAAAUCAACGGGCUCUAGAGCUGACCAACCAGGAAACGGCCGAGCGACUGCUGACGACUGCACGGGAGCUGGAGGCUCUGCGGGCCGAGGCCACGGCUGGCCGAGAGCUAGAGGCCAAGCUGAGCAGUGCAGAGUGCAGAAACAUGGAGUUGCUGGCGCAGCUGGAUGGUGCACUAGGUGAAAAGGGCCGGCAGGCAGCCAGCCACUUUGACUCAGCCCAGAAGAUCCACACUCUGCUAGACAAGCUCAAUGAAGCAGAGAAGGAGAAACUGGAGGCACUAAGGGAAGCUGAUGGGAGGAAGCGGGAGGCAGAGAGGCUGGCCGAGGAAUUGAGGAUGAAGGAGAGCAGCAUGUUUACCAGGGAGGAGAACUCUGCAAUGCUCAAGCAAGUAAAGGAUCUGCAGAGCACCAUCAAAAAGCUACAGGGAGCACUGACAGUGAAGGAGAAGGAGUCCAGUAACCUUCAGAUGCAGCUUCAGGACUUGCAGAACUCACAGGAGGUAAGAGAGAGGCAAGUGGAGGAGCUGAAAAGGAGGAUACAGGCAGAAAAGGAGGAUCUCCAACAAAGACACAGCAGCCUGAAGGAACAAAUGGAAGGGCAGAUUCACAACAUGACAGAGCAGCUUAAAGCCAAAGAGGAUGGCCUUUCCACCAGUGUAAAAAAGAUCCAGGGGUUAGAGAAGCAAGUGGAGAAGCUUGUGAGUGAAAAAGAGGGUCUGUGGAAUAACCUUGUAGAACUAGAGGGCAAUGUGAAGGACCAGGCAAGGAGGAUAGAGGAAUACAAGAUGCAGUGCAACAGCCUGAUGGAGCUCAAUUCCAAGCUGCUACAGACUGUGAAGAGAAAUGAAGAGAUCAAGAAGGAGGUGGCUGAGGUCAAGGGGGUUUUGGAGAAUGAGCUGACUACCCUGAGGGCAUCGGAGAGGCAGCUGAGAGGGCAGGGGGGUGAUGCUGUAUUUGCUGUGGAUGAGGGGGAGAGGCAGCUGAGAGAGGAGAAUAUACUGCUUGAUGAAAGCCUCCAGAGGGCCAUGCUCCUGAAGGAGGUGAGCAAAGGGGCAGUUAGGAGACUGGAGCAGGAAAACUGCGAGCUGAGGGUUGAGGAAGGCAUGGAGAAGGGGGCACUAUCCUUGAUGCAGGAGGAGCUGUGCUCCGUUAGUGCUCAGAUUGCUGAGCUGGAGAAGAACCUUGCAACGUCCAAAAGCAAUGAGGAAACUCUACAGGAGAAGCUCCAGGAGAACAGCCUCCUGCAGCUCAAUAUGCGAUUGGGUGAGGAUCUGUGUGUUCAGGUGGAUGAGCUGGAGGGGAGGUGGGUGAAAAAUUCACAGGAAGGGUCAUCCAGGCUUGCAUUGGCUGAAGGCCAACUGGACCUCAGUGUGAAGGAGGUGUCUAGGCUCCGGGAUGAAGUGGUGGACCUGCGCUGUAAACUCCAGGACUUGACAGAAGAGAAGCUAAAGGUGCAGGCCCAGCUGGAGGUGACAGAGGCCUCACGACAGGAAUUAAAGGCCCUAGUGAAGCAGUUUAAGGGCCAGGUCGAGGAGCUGAACCGACGACACGUGCAGGAGCUCCUGCAGCACAAGCAGAAAGAGGUGGCUCUGGAGAGGGAGACUGAGGCCCAGGCCCUGGAGAGUACCUCUUCAAAGGAGGAGCUGGCCUCACUGAAGCGAUCCCAUGAACUGCUGGCUUUGGAGAGUGCCGAGACCAAGGACUGUCUCCAGCGCGUCAACAUGGAGAUGGCUGAACUAAGUAUCCACAUCUGCAGCCUGAACUCAGAGAAAGAUGACACCCAACGCAGGCUAGGCAGUGCGUCCACUCGGCUUCGAGAGAUGGAGGAGGAAGUGGCAUGCGGGGUGGAGCAGCUUCUUGUCCUCCAGCGGGAGAAUGCCAACCUGCGGGAGGAGCUGUGCAAAUUGGAGAGCCUUCAGGGGAAGCUGGAGCAGGCAGAAACACAGUCCAGGAGUCUGCAGGAGUCUGCAGAGGAGGAGAUCAAUGCCAUCAGAUUUCAAAUGAGCUGCGAAACCUUAAACCACCAGAGUCAACUGAAGAGUUUGAAUGAAGAGCUGGAGGGCACCAAGCAUCAGCUGAAGGCCAAGCUUGAAAAGGUCUCCAGCUUGGAAGCCAAGGUGUCACAGCUGGAGGCUGAAAACAGUAGAUAUUGUGAGCUGCUAGAGAAGAAAAAAGUGCACAUUAAAGAGUGUGAAGGUGUGAUUCGCCGGAAGGACAGCGAGCUGAAACAGCAAAACGAGAAGCUGAGAAGGGCUGAGGAGAAGCUGGCUACAGCUCAGAAAGCCUGCCACGACCUUAGUGAGCAGCUGAACCGUGCUGUGGCUGAGAGGAAGAGCUGUGACAUGAAGACGUCAGCUGAAAUUGAUGACCUGUACAGAACUAAGAAGAACUUGGAGGAGCGACUCAUUGAGUUGAUUAGGGACAAGGAUACACUAUGGCAGAAGUGGGAUGCACUGGAGUUCCAGCAGAAGCAGAGGUGUGAGGAGGUGACGGAGAAGGAUGCUAGCCACUGUUUAGCAUGCCAGGGCCAGUUCAGCUGGUGGCAGCGCCGACACCCCUGCAGGCUGUGUGGUCGCACCUUCUGCUACUACUGUAGCAACUGCUCUUCCAAGGUCACACCUGGAGGGAAGAGGGAGCGAUGCUGCAGGAACUGCAGUGCCUCUCCAGAUCACCAGAUAGAGACUGAGUUGGGCAGCCCUCCUAGCACACCCAAUAGCCACUCUGCUUCCUACGGGCACAGACCCCAUGUCAGUGUGUCAGAACAGGUGGCUAAGCCAGAUGAUGGUACAUAUGAUGUAAUCACUGAAGAGGAGAUAAACGGGGUCUGUAACUAUGACUUACAGUCACACACCACCGAGGAAUCUCCAGAAAGGGUGCAGAAAUCCCCACAGAGGGACACCCUAGAUCUUUUCAAUUUCAGAAGUACUAGAACUGGUGACACAACCACUGAGGAUGCAGAUGACCUGUCUUUGGUUGUUCAAGAUGCUGAAAUAUACCUGCUCAAGUCUGGAGAGAUCACCCUAACAGUCCCCUUCAGCCUAGAUGAGGUCUCACUGUUUGGAGAGGCACCCAGGGAGCUCUUCAUCAAGUCCAGCUGCUACAGCAUCAUCCCCAUCACUGUGCCCGAGGCCGGGCACACCAUCAGCUGGCUCUUCUCCUCCGAGCCUAAGAGCAUCUCUUUCGGUGUGGUGCACCGUGAAGCCAAUAAUGGUCCCCUUGAGCAGUCCAAGGUGCUGAUCCCCCUUACUCGCUGCAACUCGCACAAAGAGACUAUUCAGGGACAGCUGAAGGUUAGGAAUCCUGGAACAUACACACUAAUUUUUGACAACUCCUUUUCCCGGUUCAUCUCUAAGAAAGUUCAGUACCAUCUGACUGUUAAAAAGCCCAUAAUCUGUGACAGAAGUGAAUCUUCAUAACGGACUGUGGAUACCUUUUAUGUUGUACCUAUGCAAAGUGUUGUUAAUCUCAGAAUGUAAUAUAGCUUCUGAGAUAUGAAGGCCUUGGGAAACACUAAAGAAAAGACUCUGACUGAAGUCUAUGCACUACAUUUUUUUAUUAAUAUAUGAAAAGGACAAAAUUGUGCACUAUUUAAAAUUGUGCAGGGAAGGUCGAGAGAGUAUGGGGAAAAACGGAAGAAAUUAGUUCAAAAAAGGGCAGUUUUUUCCUUUUAAGGAUUGUUAGUUUCAUUCUCAGUUGAAGGAAGGUAAAAACACUGAUGUAGCUGUUUUGAUAGUGUGUGCAAUUUUUUUAAUUCUGUCAUUUGACCUCUUAUUUUUGGUAUAGCUUAAUGCCCUUUUGUUUUUUGACAAUAAGAAUUAAUGAUUGUACUGUUUUAUAUGUGACAUUCACGUACCAUGUCUUUUAUGUGUGUUACAUUCCUGUUACAACUUGUGAAAACACAGUUACAGUGCAGAUUGAUUGGUUUGCUUUAAAGUUCUUACCAUGAAGCUAUAAUCAUUUAUGACCUGAGAGGCUUAUAUACAAGAUAUGAGUAAUACAUUUAAUAUAAACUUUUGCACAAGCACCAUGUCAUAAACACAUUGGUGAAAUAACCAGGUUUUGAAGAUUUAGCUGUUUUAAUAUAUUUAAGAUAACUAGAGAUUUAAAAUAUGUCUUUAAUGUUCUUAAGGAAAUAUAAUAUUUAACACUAAAUGGGUGGUUUAGUUUUUUGACUAAAUGCGUUUGUCUUUCUGAAGCUUAAAGUCCGAUCAUUAAACACAGUUUGAAGCUGCUUUACAGAAUAACAAAUUAUACUUUAAAAUCGGCACAAGUUGGCUGACUUUCAUAAAAGACAAAUGCACAUUUCGGUAAAAUGACUUCUUUAAACAAUACCUUUGUAGCCUUUAAAUCUCUUUUCUAUAGGUAAUGCUUCUUGAGGGAAUUCAAGGAAUGCGCUGGUGCAUUUAACUGAAGGUUAAUAUGUUUCCAAUUUAGUGGUGCUCAAUCCUGGCCCUGGAAAACCUUCCUGUACACGUAAAGUGACCCAAUAGCAGUAUGUCUGAAGGCUGAAAUGCAACCGACUCAGACUAACCUUUCAGAGAGUUAAUUGUCACUGUUCAGGCUUUUCUCCUGGGACCUGUGCUUCACAUCUGUGUUUGAGGCAGUGUGGCCUGGGGCUCUCUAGAUCCAAGUAUGGGGACCCCUCUUUUAUAUACUCCCAUAGCUGAAAUGUGUUCAUAUCAGAAACUGAAGGUAUCCAGUUUUGAAGGUUUCUGGGGUACUUCUCACCCUGUUAGUUUGUAUUUGAAAUAAAGACA